AUGAAGACUUAUAACAGCCCUCUAUUUCUGCCAAGAGUUUUCUCUCAAAUCAAAAGCUCUAAAAUUUGUACAGGCUCUGGCGGUGAGAUUUCACAGCGACAAGAAACACCCACGCUUCAUGUCAAGAAGUUCGACGAAGACAAUGCAGAUAUCAAAAUUUUAUGUUUACCGAGCGUGAAAGACCAACAGCAAGUUAAAGGCUUUUCACAUCCGUGGAUCAAUCUCAUCACUAUAAAACUUGUGACUCCCCUCAGUCUGACCACUCGGAGGGUCAAUUAUCAACCAUCAGCUUUUGGUUCUACAGUAAACCAUAGUUUCGUUGUCGAAAAUAUCUCCAAAAAUAUGGCUUUGCUGUCGUCAUCAGGUGGCGUGUUGACGACAGUUUCAUAA
This is a messenger RNA of Plasmopara halstedii, 390 nucleotides long. RefSeq lists its product as uncharacterized. NCBI's taxonomy places the organism in Eukaryota, Oomycota, Peronosporomycetes, Peronosporales, Peronosporaceae. Bases 1 to 390 code for a protein of 129 amino acids. The record is from RefSeq and is a predicted model, not a curated record. The transcript is spliced from 3 exons.